AAGCUUGUUCUAGAAGUUUCUCUUGUCGACGUGUUGAAGAGCGCAUGAGAGCUAGACUACAUUACUCACCAGUGUUAAAAAGUGCUCUCUUUAGCAGAGCGUAAUAUAUCUGUAAGAUAUAUCUUUACAUAGAUUCAUAUGUGUAUUUAAUUCGACAAGCUUGUUUGUAAGUCACUCAAAAUACCGCGCUCAAGGUUUGUAGCUACAAGGAAGGAUAUAUAACGUUAGCUAGCGAGCCACCUAAACUGUGACUGCAUUGCUGUAAGUUGUGAAACAGUCAGGAUUGCUCCUUUAACAAUGCUUGCAAAAAUUUAAAACAAACAAACGGAUUAUUGUAAUGGGUAAAGACUACUAUAAAGUGUUGGGAAUACAGAAAGGCGCGUCAGAGGACGAGAUUAAGAAGGCGUAUCGCAAACAGGCCUUGCGUUAUCAUCCCGACAAAAACAAGUCUGCCGGGGCAGAGGAUAAAUUCAAAGAGAUUGCCGAGGCAUAUGAUGUCCUCAGCGACGCGAAGAAAAAGAAUGUAUUUGACAAAUAUGGAGAGGAAGGUCUAAAGGGGCCCAUGGGUGGAAGUAGAGGUCCUAAUUGCCAGAACUUUAACUACACAUUUCAUGGUGACCCACAUGCCAUGUUUGCCGAGUUUUUCGGUGGCCGCAGCCCUUUUGAACAGUUUUUCCCCCACAAUGGGGAUAAUGAUAUGGACAUUGAUGACCCCUUUGCUGCUUUCGGGAUGGGGGGAAUGGGUGGUAUGGGAGGAGGGUUCCAGAGGUCCUUCAAGUCAAGACCAGGGGGGUCCUGUGGGGGACGGGAAAAGAAGAAAGACCCUCCAGUGGUGCACGAACUGAAGGUGAGUCUGGAGGAGGUGUUCUCCGGCUGCACCAAGAAGAUGAAGAUUUCCCGCAAGCGCCUGAAUCCAGACGGCUACACCAUGCGUAGUGAGGACAAGAUCCUCACCGUAGACAUCAAGCGUGGCUGGAAGGAAGGGACCAAGAUUACCUUCCCCAGAGAGGGGGACGAGACGCCUGCCAACAUUCCAGCUGAUGUGGUGUUUGUCGUCAAAGACAAACCCCACCCUGUCUUCCGCCGAGAGGGUUCUGACAUCAUCUUCUCUGCAAAAAUAUCCCUCAGAGAUGCACUGUGUGGUUGCACAGUCAAUGCCCCCACGUUGGAUGGUAGGACUGUCACUGUAAGCUCCAGAGACGUCGUCAAACCUGGGAUGAAGAAACGCAUUGUUGGAGAAGGACUGCCCCUGUCCAAGUGCCCUGAGAAGAGAGGAGAUAUGGUUCUGGAGUUUGUGGUGAAAUUCCCCGAAAAAUUGGGUCAGAAUGCUCGUGAUGCGUUAAGUCAGAUCCUUCCUCCUUGAAUUAAAAGGUGGCUGUGAGAAAAUGCCAGUUCCCAGACAACCAGUCUACAUCUCUAAUAACAUGUACAGCUCUAAGCUGCAGGCUUGGCCCUGCCUCACCCGGGACAGAUGUUGGGAUUUAACUCAUUUACCAGUCGACAAUUUGAUUGAGUCUGGUUGGUAUAGAGAAAGUGAUGCAAUAGGAGGUUAUUGUUUUCAAUAAUAUAACAAUAUCAGCAUAUCAUUAUUAUCAAAAUUAUACUAAUGCUUGAUUAUUCCCCAGCUUGAUUUGUGUGAUUUUCUAUUUGACUAAGGAGGCGUUAAACGCUUUGGAGGGCCACAGAUGGCUUUUUUUUUUAAACAUAAGGCAGUAGUUGGCAGCCACUUUAACAAAGACGAUGGAUGUGGCUAUAAAGUGUGAGGCAUUGAGAUGAGGAUGUCAGUGUGAAGCAGUGUCAUGAAAUGACGUGCGUGUUCAAACAGUUGUUUGAGUGCUUCCAUAGCAAAUGUUGCUGGCAACUUAUGAACAAUAUCUCAGGUGCAAGCAUGCCUGAACGUAGCUUGUGUGGAUCCUGAUUUAGAGCUACCUAUAUACAUUUUGUGGUAUUAGCCUACUAUGCAGUGAAGUAUAUGUGAGAUAUGUUUAAGUUUGCUAGGAAAGCUUGAGAGCAAAUUGCUGACAUUUAGGAGAAUGUUCCAAAGGGGAGGGGAAAAAUGGCAAGAUUAUUGUGUCGAACUCAUAAAUCCUGUUUAGCAAACUCAGAGCCUGAGAAAAUAGGGGAGGUUAAUAGGAGUGUUAUUUGCCAAAGAACUGUGUGCAUGCUAAACAUUGAUGAUGAUGAAUGUGUGUGUGAGGCCUCUGUGGGUCGGGUGUAACAGAAAAAGGACCACAAAUUUAUAUAAACUAUUGUAGCAAGUUUUGACUUUUGUGGGACCUGGUUAUAAUUUGAGCACCAUUAUUCUUGUAUUUGUCCAAUACAAAUGUAUUCCCAUUCUUUAAUAAUAUUUGCGCAUGUGUGGUGCCCCCCUGCACAUACUUUUGUAAACUGAACACAAUUCAGUGCCUGUUAUAUUUCGGUGUCCCCCUGCCUUUUCUUCUUCUUUUUAAGCUGUGAAAUAACCCCCCAAAUAUUUUUUCCUGAGCUCUAUGCAAGUCAAUGUAAUAAAUUUAUUGCGAACUAAAUCAGGUUGGUUCUGUUGUCCAAAGGACAACCGACCAGCAGAACUUGAAGCAAAAUUAAUAUAUUUUAGGAAAAAUAAAAACAUUAUUCUGAAAUGAUAGUCUCGUUAACAAGGCUAUCUGCCAGUUCCGUUUUGUUAUACCUUUGAUCAGAUGUGGUUAAAAUGUGUCAUACAAUUAUUGGACUUUGUCUCACAACUUCAAGUACUUGAAAUGUAUGUUUACUCUAGUCUGAUUGACAUCAGGCGGUGGAAUAUUGAUAGCUCUAACUAUACUGUCAAUAUACUGCCUCGUAUGGGUCAUUCCACUCCAGGUGAAGUUUGUGUUCAUUCUAGGGGACAUGCCAACAUGUGGCUAAAAUGACUAGAUUAUAUCUAUUUAAUACUGUUUUUGUUAAAAGAUUUGCAUUUUUUUGCAGAUGUUUUACUUUUUAUGGAAAAGUAUUUUAAUCCCACCUUCACAUUUAACAUGAACAAGUCCCCAUUAGCACACCUGUUGUACUGGUUUGAUCACUGGCAUAUAUCAAAUAAAUGUAGCUAUCUAUAUAUAAACACUAGCUCUUAAUGGGUAUUAUUUAAGCUCCGAAGAGCUCUCUUGAACCAUCAUGUUUGUUUUUCAAAUAAAUUGUCAAAACAU
Molecule: messenger RNA, 3158 nt
Organism: Osmerus eperlanus (European smelt)
Lineage: Eukaryota; Metazoa; Chordata; Actinopteri; Osmeriformes; Osmeridae
Gene: dnajb1a
Product: DnaJ heat shock protein family (Hsp40) member B1a
Exons: 3
Coding region: 338-1363 (341 amino acids)
Biological process (GO): negative regulation of transcription by RNA polymerase II
Cellular component (GO): cytosol
Molecular function (GO): Hsp70 protein binding; transcription corepressor activity
Source: RefSeq, a predicted model, not a curated record